This is a messenger RNA of Stegastes partitus (bicolor damselfish), 6784 nucleotides long. RefSeq names its product growth hormone receptor a (gene ghra). Lineage: Eukaryota; Metazoa; Chordata; Actinopteri; Pomacentridae. The record is from RefSeq and is a predicted model, not a curated record. The transcript has 10 exons. The coding region runs from base 347 to 2314 and encodes 655 amino acids. Gene Ontology annotation, cellular component: membrane; external side of plasma membrane. Gene Ontology annotation, biological process: cytokine-mediated signaling pathway. Gene Ontology annotation, molecular function: protein binding; cytokine receptor activity.
UUGUAGUAUUUUUAUAUACUGCUCAAAAGAAGUUGGGAAGCUGGUCCGGAUGAGGAGCCAUUCUGCACCUUUUUACACAUUAUUUUUCCCCCAGAGUGCCACGAGAGGACACAGCAGCCAUUUUUUUUAAUUGUUAAUGGGAAUCUGUUUGAAAAGCUGCUUUAAUUCUUUUUUUUAUUGCAAUGACAAUGGAUCAAAUCACUACAUUUACAACCCCAGAGAGACUGAUCAUGCGACGUAGCUCUUCUGCUCCUCCUUAGUUCGGAGUAUUUGGCAUCUUGUUGUUUCGUUUUUACGGCCUACUGUUUCGGUUCAGCCUCUCUGUUCGUGACAACAUUGUUUCCACAUGCAGCGAACAGAUGUUUCCACCGUCCCCCACCUCCACCUGAACGGCGUCAGACAAAGCAUCAUCAUGGCUGUCUCGUCCCCCUCGUCCAACCUCCUGCUCCUUCUCCUCAUUUCCUCCCUGGAUUGGCUGUCCACUCCAGGAUCUGCGUUUCUCAUUGACUGGGACCACAUGACAUCAUCAGCUCCCCUUGAGCCUCAUUUCACAGAGUGCAUAUCAAGGGACCAGGAGACAUUCCGCUGCUGGUGGAGUCCAGGCACCUUCCACAACCUGUCCUCCCCCGGAGCCCUCCGAGUCUUCUACCUUAAGAAGGAGUCUCCCACCAGUGAAUGGAAGGAGUGUCCCGAGUAUAUCCAUUCAAAUAGGGAGUGCUUCUUUGACGUAAACCACACGUCCGUUUGGAUCCCCUACUGCAUGCAGCUCCGCGGCCAGAACAACGUCACCUAUUUCAACGAAGACGACUGUUUCACUGUGGAGAAUAUCGUGCGUCCUGACCCACCAGUGUCUCUAAACUGGACCUUGUUGAACAUAAGUCCCUCUGGCCUCAGUUAUGAUGUCAUGGUCAACUGGGAGCCUCCACCCUCUGCAGACGUUGGGGCAGGCUGGAUGCGAAUCGAGUACGAGAUCCAGUACAGAGAGAGAAAUUCCACGAACUGGGAAGCGUUGGAGAUCCAGCCGCACACUCAGCAGACAAUCUUCGGUCUGCACAUAGGAAAAGAGUACGAAGUGCACAUCCGCUGCAGGAUGCAGGCCUUCGUUAAGUUUGGCGAGUUCAGCGACUCCGUCUUCAUUCAAGUGACUGAGAUUCCUACCAAAGAGUCCACUAUCCCUCUCACUCUGGUUCUUGUUUUUGGGAUUCUGGGGAUCCUCAUACUCAUCAUGCUGAUUGUCGUCUCUCAGCAGCACAGAUUGAUGAUGGUUCUGUUGCCACCCGUUCCUGCACCCAAAAUCAAAGGCAUCGAUUCAGAGCUGUUAAAGAAGGGGAAGCUGGACGAGCUGAACUUCAUCCUGACUGGUGGAGGUAUGGGCGGCCUGCCCACGUACGCACCGGAUUUCUACCAAGACGAGCCGUGGGUGGAGUUCAUCGAGGUGGAUGCGGACGACGGAGACAGCGGAGGGAAGGAGGACAACCGGGGCUCGGACACCCAGAGGCUCCUGGGUCUGCCCCAUCCCGUCAGCCACCGCAUGAACAUGGGCUGCUCCAACGCCAUCAGCUUCCCGGAUGACGACUCAGGCCGGGCCAGCUGCUACGACGCAGAUCUGCCCGAGCAGGACACGCUGAUGCUGAUGGCCACCCUUCUGCCGGGUCAACCCGAGGACGAAGAAGCCUCCCUCGAUGUUGAAGAACGAGCCUCGGAGAGAAGCGAAAGGUCCCUCGUCCCAACCCAAACUGGAGGGCCCCAGACUUGGGUCAACACAGACUUCUACGCUCAGGUCAGCAAUGUCAUGCCCUCUGGCGGUGUGGUGCUGUCUCCCGGCCAGCAGCUCCGGAUCCAGGAGAGCACCUCGGCCACGGAGGACGAACCACACAAGGGAAAGGAGGGCGAGGACGGCGACGAGACCGAGGAGCUGAAGCAAAAAGAGCUGCAGUUCCAGCUGUUAGUGGUGGAUCCAGAGGGAAACGGCUACACCACCGAGAGCAACGUCCGACAGAUCAGCACUCCCCCCAGCUCUCCCGCGCCCGGCGAGGGCUACCAAACCAUCCACCCUCAGCCGGUGGAGACCAAACCUGCGGCGACGGCAGAGGAUAAUCAGUCACCGUACAUUCUUCCUGACUCUCCCCAGUCCCAGUUCUUUGCCCCCGUUGCAGACUAUACCGUGGUGCAGGAGUUGGACAGUCAUCACAGCCUGCUCCUCAACCCGCCUCCCCGCCAGUCGCCCCCUCCCUGCCUGCCACAGCACCCGCUCAAAGCCCCCAUGCCGGUGGGCUACAUUACCCCCGACCUGCUGGGGAACCUCUCACCGUGAAGUGACAAUGCCCGCAGAGGCUGAUCGACCAGGAAGUCACCCCCUACCUGAUUCCUGCUGGAAACCAAAUAACUUGAGCGUUGACGAGCGUGUACAGGUGUCUUGUUUUCAGAGGCUGCUGCGAGGGAGGCGCGAGAAGCUGCGAGCUAUACUCUUUAACUGUUCUGCUAAAUCAGUUAAUUUGACGCAGAGGCGGCCAAAAGUCAACAUCACAAACCAAAUGCACAGUUUGCUCUUUUCGUCAACAUCCACGUAUGAUUGUAACGAGUCAAACAAAACAAAAACAAAACACCUUGUCCGCGCUUACCUGCCUUAGAUCGCAUUACAUCUCCGGCUGAUGUCGUUUGGAGCGACGGCAUUGUUGAAGUCUUAAUCUUACAGAAUGAUUUCGGUGUGCGAUUGAUGGAGGGAAGCACAUUCUAGUCACGCCACACAGAGAAGUCGUUGAUACCGUUUGCGCCGCAGAGGUUUUAUAUUCUUACGUUUCUUAUCUCAUCGUGUCAUCUAAUUAGUAACUCACUUUCGCUAGAGAUGUAUUUUUAUAUAAAAACCCAACCUAAUACACUGUUAAACACAGCUAUGCAGAUUUACCUUGCAUUCCUGGCUUUUCAUUUUGUCUACACGUAAGAUGUUCAUAUUUUUAUGAAUGAACUGGCCAAAUUUAGAUUAUAUGAUGUCAAGAUAUUUUUAUUCUUAUCGCUACAACUUUAAUAGAAGAAAUGCUUUCACCAACUGAAUGUACACACAAAUAGUCAGGGCAACCAGAAAGCAAAGUCAGAAGAGUCUGCGUUAUAUUAUCACGAUUAUAACUCUUUCUUUCUGUGGGGAAUGAUGACAGGCAGUUUGGCUAAAUGAAGGAAAUGGCUAACUGAAGUGGACAUUAAAACAAACAGAAAGAAAAGACAGAUAAAAGGGAAAUAAUAAUAAAAAAAACUUGAUUAAUUAAUUCCCUGAUUAAACUGUUGCAGUGUGGAAUUUUCCUCUUAACCUGAGGUUAUUCAUUUCCAUUUUUAUUUUAACAACAACACAGAGAACGUAUGUUAUUUGCAGCAGUGAAGUGCAGCUCUUUAGUACAAGGACGGAUCCAUUCAGAUGAACUCGCAUACGGGAGCCGCUCUGUACAAACCGUGCUGUGCAACACGGAGCAUCACCAAGUGCCUUGCUCGAGGGCACGUUGAUGUGGUUAUUUAGCAAGAGGAAAGGGACACACACACACACACAUAUAUAUAUAGCAGACUCCAGGUGUUGCAUUACAUUAAACAGGCUCCCCUUUACAACCAGCACCCACUCAUAAUCUGUUCGACCUGAACUAUCGAGCUUUCUGCUUGGGGAUUGUAUUCUUCUCACGUUGUAUUGUUACUGCAGGGACAGCAACUGGAACAAGUUGAAAGACUGUGAAAGUAUGUAAUAGAUGUAAUUAGCUAACACUUUAUACUUAUCAUCUGCCAAGUACACCAUGUUAACAGCCUGUGCCUAUGGUAGUGUAAUUAGCUGGCCAUUCCUGUGCUAUGGUACUACGCUUGCAUAAUUUGUACAUUUAUGCAUCGCUAUGUACAGACACGUACUGCUAUGUGCAAAUGGAUUUGUGGACAUUUCUGUGCACAGAUUCGCUGAUUAAAAAAUCUGGUAACAUGCAUGCAUGCAUGCAGAUAUACACACACGACACGUAAAAAGAUUGCCUUAAUUAUAUAUUUCAUUUUGCCUUCCUGAAGUGGUCAGGAAAAUUAUGAGCUGAAAAUUGUUCAGCACCAAACCAUAAUUUGCAUGUUUCAGUCACGCUCAUAAAACUGACAACAAUUUCAAACCAGAAACGUUUAUCAGGGCGAGUAGUGGAAGUCCUAGAGUUUGGAGUUCAGGUCUGACAGGGCUACAUCCAGACAGGUACGUAGACGUUUCCCCACAAACAGCUGAUUCAGAUACAGCAGGCAACAUGGGUGUAAUUAGGCAGGGAUCCUUUAUGAGUGCGUCCAACAACUUUGCAUAGAAAUAUAAAAUUCAGGGCAUUAUGUUGGCAGAAUUGUUUUGCUUAAUCGAUUAUUUAGCCGCAUUAGCUGAUAGUGUAGGCUUGUCGUUGGUUCAUGGACGUUGUAGCCUUUUAUAUAAUGGUCUGUGUGAGAUAGCCGAGGAGACCUUUUGUAAAGGUUCUGGCCUCCUCGUGUGUUUUCAUCCUAUGAAUUCUAUCAUGAAGACUUGACAAUAUGCGCGUCACAAAGACAACAGCAUAGCACGCUGUGUAUAUAAGCAGUCCGAACAUAGAGCUUGUCUUAUAUGCAUGGUUUUGUGAUACAACACAAUGAGUUUUCAUUUUCAACAAGUCUAUGAAUGAAUCCAAGGCAUUGUUAUUGCGUAACAUCCACGCAACCUCCAAAUGAGCACUUCUUGCCAUAAACAAAAUAUGCGCAAAGGAAACGUAUCCAGCCUUUGAAUUGUGUUGUUUUGGACUCAUCCUGCAGAUAUGUAGGCUAAUGACUUGGAUAUCUUUUUGUAUCAGACAAUCCCAUAACAAAGAGAGACAAAAGCAAGAGCCAUAACAAGACAGUUUUGAAAAAUGUGAAUCUGAUAAAUGUGUGCCAUUUCUCUCUUUCUGUCUCUCUCUCUUUGAAAAGAACUCAGUGUUCUGUUGUUGCUGCCUAGUUGGGAUGAAACCAGCAACUCAGUGCUGUUGCAGAAAUGUCUUAAUAUAUUUACUAGUGCUGUAAAAAUUUACAAGUAUAUAUUUUUAUGUCAUUAAUGUUACUAGUCACGAUAUAUUGCUGCUCGGUACAUGUAUUUUUCCUACAUUCAGCCUUACCUGUGUUGGGAAGGGGCUCAGCGGAGAGGGGUGCACCGGUCGCUGUAUUGUGUACAAUCGUAAAGUGUUUUGUGAUAAAAACUUGCAAAAUUGGAUGAGACCAAUAUCUGAGAAUGGUCUGCGGCCUGAAGGUAUGAUUCGGUUUGGUUACGCGUAGCAUUACGGUGGGACUGUCGACAGCGUUCAUACCUAUCAGAUACCCAGAAGGUGCUCUGUGUUCAUGAAGGAGGGUCAGAUAACGGACUGUCGAGGUUCAGUUUCAUUCGUGCCAUGGUGAUCGUGAAUGUGUGCAAACUGGAAUAUGCAAUGCAAUUACAUAACUAAGGAAAAGUUGGAAAAAAAAAAAAAGUUUUUACAGUGAGAUCGAUAAAUUGGGUGGUGCUUUUUUUUUUUCUUUUUUUUUUCAAGCUUACUGUACAGAUGUUUACUACAUUAUUUUGUUUUUUUUCCAGUUCACGAUGCGCUCGUUCAAAAUGUAGUGUAAAAAAAAAAAGAAAAAGAAAAAAUAGCAAGUGUUAUUUCAAGCUUAUAAAUGUGACAGACACUUUAGAGGAAGCACUUUGUACACACACACAUAUAUAUAUAUAUGUAUAUAUAUAUAUCUGAUGUUUAAAACAGUAUUCAGAUUUUGUAUCUCAUCUAAAUCAAACGUGUGAAUUACUUGUUACUAUAAAACAGCUUGAUGUUUUGUAGUCCGCACAAUAAUCUGACGGCGAGGAACCUUCGAUAUCAAUAAGCUUCGGUUUUUGUUCUUACAGAGUUUUAUGUUUAUAGAACGUAUUUUACACUAACAGAUUGCUAGGAUGAUGUACUGUAAUGGAGUAUUUCAUAUUUGCUAUAAGAUUUAUGGAUAGAUAAAAGCAGAUAGAUCUUUUAUGAAGUCAUAUCAAACUAUAGGCAGAGUGUACGCAGUUACGCUGUAACUCGACGCUCUUUAUUUUUCUCCCACUAUGUGAUUUCAGCAUUUCGUUAUUGAAGAAGUGCAUUUUUUUGACGGGGCUCAGAUAUUUUAUAAUGAUGCGUUUUGGCCCUCCAGCCUCUUCGGGUUUUUUGCAUCCAGGGUGGCUUUUGUCGCUCUAUUAGGUCUGGAAGUAAUCAUGCUGGAAUUUGUGCUGGUUGUUGCUCUUUAUCAAACAAAGAGCACCGAGCUGCACAUUUUUCAGCUAGUUAGGGGAAUGGUUUAAUUCUUGACUUGAGUACAGCGGUAUACAGUUUUUUUUUGUUUGUUUGUUUUUUUUGACAUUUAGUGGCUCCACUCUAUAUUUCUGUCCAUGUGUUAUUUAUUUGUCUGUGCAGAGCCCCUUAAAACACCCUCCCUCCUCACUUUAUCACGGUUAAUGUCAUCUCUGCCGUGUGUCAACCAGGCUCGUAAAAAACUGGAAAUAGUAGACGUGCAACACUUGGAAACAUCUGCAUUGUGAUCUCAAGUGUGAAAAAAAAAAAAUGCCAUGAUUUAGCAGUUUGUUAAUAUGACUCCAUAUUUUCGUGCCACAAUUUUCAGCCCCCCGGAGCCACUGUCCUUGUCUGUCGGCUGCUGUUUUACUCAGGGUCAAGAACUGUUGUUGAUCUUUUGAUGAUUUGAUAUUGUUCUCUUACCAAUUGAGCCUUUCUGGUGUUGUAUGUGUGAUCAAUAAGCUCUCGACAAGUUAGACAAUAAAUAUACAGCAUCUUGUGCAUCA